Yamadazyma jaroonii is the source of this 1269-nucleotide messenger RNA. The record is from the annotation of a GenBank genome assembly. NCBI's taxonomy places the organism in Eukaryota, Fungi, Ascomycota, Pichiomycetes, Serinales, Debaryomycetaceae.
AUGUUUCCUACCAAUUUCACUACCUUACCUAGCAAACAACCCAUCCUCGACACCUACAAGGGUGCCAUUGUGGACACUUUGCCCACUCCGUCGUUCGUUAUCGAUAGAACCAAGUUUAAGGCCAAUUGUAUUAAGAUGCUCCACAAUGCUGAGCUGUUACAGGCCGACUUUAGGGCCCACGUAAAGACUCAUAAGACCAUUGAAGGGACCCGGAUCCAAGUUUCGCCCCAACCUGGGCUUUCUACUGAUAAACUCGUGGUAUCUACGCUUAUGGAGGCAUGGAACCUCCUACCAUUGGUAGAGGAAGGUGGAGUGACCGAUAUCCUUUUCAGCUUGCCAGUGGUACGGUCGCGGUUGGACGAGUUGGCCCAACUUUCCACCAAGGUGCCCCAUUUAAGGCUCAUGUUGGACAACCCUGAACAGUUGGACUUAUUGGCCAGUCGUCCUUUGUCCACAGACGGGGACAAACCCGCUCAGAAGUGGUCGGUGUUCAUUAAAAUCAACAUGGGAACCAACCGUGCUGGGCUUUUGAACGAUUCUCAGUAUCUUAGCGAGACUUUAGCGAGGUUCCAUGACGUCGCGGUAUCACUGGCGGUGGAGAUCUAUGGCUUUUACUGCCACGCUGGACAUUCCUACGCUUCCGAUAGCCCCAAUGCUGCCAAGGGGUUCCUUAUGGAAGAAAUCCGUCACGCCAACAUGGCCGCUAAGGCAGCUAAGGAUCUUUUCCCCGACCUCAACCUCCAGAUCUCCGUGGGAGCUACUCCUACAGCCCAUGCGUCUGAGAUCUUGACUAUGGACGAAGUUACCACCACCGUAGGUCCACUCUACGGUAAGUUAGAGCUUCAUGCUGGGAAUUAUCCUUGUCUUGACUUACAACAGGUUUCUACGGGGUGUGUUACCUUGGACGACGUGUCGUGCAAAGUGGUGGCAGAGGUGUUGUCGACGUACCGCGGCCGUGGUGGUAAAGGUCCAGGAGAACAAUUGAUCAAUGCUGGGGUGAUUGCCCUCGCACGAGAAUUCGGUCCAUUACCGGGCCAUGGAAGGAUCGUGGAACCAAAGGGGUACGACAAUUGGAUCGUUGGAAGAUUAAGCCAAGAGCACGGGAUCUUGGUACCAUUGGAGGAUAAGCCCACGGAGUUGAUUCCUUUGGGGACGAGAGUUCUGGUGGUACCACAACAUUCGUGUAUUACCGCGGCAGCAUAUCCAUGGUAUUACGUGGUAGAGGGAGAUGUGGUGGUCGAUGUGUGGGUUCCUUUCAGAGGGUGGUAG